UUCUGCUCUCUGGUCAAAACAAUUUACAUGGCUCCAUUUUCUGGUCUUAAGAUUACUAGCUUCGUACCACUUUUUGUUGGAUUGUUUUUGGCAUAUCAUGUAGUUAUACAAGUACAAGGAGUAAGGGAUAUUGCUAGUAGAUUAACCGAGGAAGAAAAUCUGGAGGUGGAAAGACAACUCCAGAUGCUAAACAAACCACCUAUCAAAACAAUACAUACCCGUUGGGGCGUCAUCUAUGACUGCAUUGAAUUCCACAAGCAACCUGCAUUUGAUAAUCCAUUGUUGAAGAAACAUGCAAUCCCGAAAAAAGUCGAAACUGCACCUAGAAGCCCAAAGGAAACAUUAAUGAGUCGAAUUGAAGGAUGCCCAAAGGGAACAGUUCCUAUUCGUAGGACAACUAAAGAAGAUCUUUUGAGAGCCAAAUAUUUAUCUUCCACUUCCAACGCCCCAGGCGAUGAAUAUAGAGCAGGUAGUACUCUUCAAACAUCAGACCAGAAAAUCUUUGGAGCCACUGGAGUAGUAAAUGUGUGGCAUCCCAAAGUAAAUCCCGACCAAUUUAGCGGGGCUGAAAUUUCAGUAACAGCAGGCCCGGCAGACCAGACUAAUGAAAUCAGAUUUGGAUGGACAGUUAAUCCACAAUUAUAUGGGGAUGAUCGGCCUUCAACUUAUUCGUACUGGACUGGUGAUGGUGGUCAUAAUACAGGAUGUUACAAUACUCUUUGCUCUGGAUUUGUACAAGUUGACCAACAUUAUACCCCUGCUAUGGCCGUUGCUAACACAUCAACUAUUGGAGGCACCCAGUAUAUACUUAUAUCGAGCAUUAUUCGGGAACGUGAAACAGGGCACUGGUGGUUGAUGCUUGAAAACAAGAUUCAAGUUGGUUACUGGCCAAGAGAACUAUUCCCUCAAUUUGAAUCUGGUGCCGAUUAUAUUUACUGGGGUGGUCACGUAAAAUCUGGAAAAGACGGGAUGCCAGAAAUGGCUAGUGGUAAUAGACCAGAUAGGUUUAACAAUCACACUGGCUAUUUUGAACAACUUGAAUAUAAAGACAAGGACGACCGUUGGGUACCUUAUCCCAAGAUUCAGUCCAUAGUUGAUUGUAAAGGGUCUUAUGAUUCAUUUUGGGAUGAUGAACACGCCAUCCUUCACUUUGGAGGACCUGGUGGUGGCACUUGUGAUUGAGCGGCGAACAUUGUUUCUGGGAAAAUAAAAGUUGUUGGAAGACAAAAAUAAGAAAGGCAUUAUAUGGACGGCUCAAAUUUCUUUUCUCGUUUAAAUCGUAUUUUGUAUUUCAACUGAGACAGAGAACCAUAAGUAAUAAUUAUAUCAGUUAUGUUUAGUGAACUCAAUCCUCU
Papaver somniferum (opium poppy) is the source of this 1355-nucleotide messenger RNA. RefSeq lists its product as uncharacterized. The transcript is spliced from 7 exons. The record is from RefSeq and is a predicted model, not a curated record. Bases 28 to 1182 code for a protein of 384 amino acids. NCBI's taxonomy places the organism in Eukaryota, Viridiplantae, Streptophyta, Magnoliopsida, Ranunculales, Papaveraceae.